Anguilla rostrata (American eel) is the source of this 3752-nucleotide messenger RNA. Its product is annotated as regulator of G-protein signaling 6-like. Gene Ontology annotation, molecular function: GTPase activator activity. Lineage: Eukaryota; Metazoa; Chordata; Actinopteri; Anguilliformes; Anguillidae. The transcript is spliced from 18 exons. Gene Ontology annotation, biological process: positive regulation of GTPase activity; intracellular signal transduction; regulation of G protein-coupled receptor signaling pathway. Bases 349 to 1851 code for a protein of 500 amino acids. Gene Ontology annotation, cellular component: cytoplasm; neuron projection. The record is from RefSeq and is a predicted model, not a curated record.
CUGGGUAAGGAGGAAUAUUACAUUGUGUAAUAUUAAGCUUUCUGCUUUUCUUGCACAUUGCCCAAGGGGUUUUGAAGAGCUGGGUGUUAUCUUAAAUGGUCUUUGGGACACCCAGAAGUAAUGCUGUCACCCGGCUGUUGUUUGUAUUGAGAAGAGGUGAAGGGGCGUUGGUUUACAGGCGCUUUACUGUAACUGAUGAGGAGCUGGAGCCCAAAGCUUUACUGUGCGUGACUCUGUUUCGAUACCUGCACGCUUCGGUGAGGUUGUUGUUGAGUCAGUUUCCGCUGUUCUCUUGAAUGCCAGCACGCUGCUGCUCUAACGUGGAAAGCACCGUGCAAGGCAGUUUGGAUGUGCGCCUUCCUGAUCCCCCUGGAGCAAGCAGGCAUGGCUCAGGGGUCCAGGGAGCAGGCCGGUGUGGGAACAGCUGACCCUGAGGAGGACUCUCCCAACAUGAUCGUCUACAGAAAGAUUGAAGACAUUAUCUGCAGGAUACAAGAUGAGACAGAAGGAGUGCCUAUGCGGACAGUCAAGAGCUUCAUGACCAAGAUUCCCAGUGUGGUGACAGGCACAGACAUCAUUCAGUGGCUGAUGAAGAAUUUAUCCAUUGAUGAUCCAGCUGAAGCCAUUCAUGUUGGGAGCCUCGUUGCUGCCCAGGGUUAUAUCUUCCCCAUCUCUGACCACGUCCUCACACUGAAGGAUGAUGGGACAUUCUACCGCUUCCAGGCUCCGUAUUAUUGGCCUUCCAACUGUUGGGAGCCAGAGAACACAGACUACGCUAUAUACCUGUGCAAGCGUACCAUGCAGAACAAGGCUCGACUGGAGCUCGCUGACUACGAGGCUGAGAAUCUGGCAAGGUUGCAGAGGGCUUUUGCCAGGAAGUGGGAGUUCAUCUUCAUGCAGGCAGAGGCGCAGGCCAGGAUUGAUAGGAAGAAGGACAAAACAGAGCGAAAGAUUCUGGACAGCCAGGAAAGAGCAUUCUGGGAUGUCCACCGGCCCGUGCCCGGCUGUGUGAACACCACAGAGAUGGACAUCCGGAAGUGCCGGCGCAUUCGGAACCCUCACAAAGUGAAGAAGUCCGUGUAUGGGGUGAUUGAGGAAGGUCAAGAAACCAGUCCAGUGCACACAUCAUCACGACCCGGCAGGAAGCACACCAAAGAGGAUGUGCAGAAGGAGAUCUCUUUCCUAAACAACCAGCUGGACAGGCACUGUAUGAAAAUGUCCAAGGUCGCAGAAAGUCUAAUGACCUACACAGAGCAGUUCCUGGACUACGACCCAUUUGUGUGCCCCCCAGAGCCCUCCAACCCCUGGAUCUCUGAGGACUGUUCUCUUUGGGACUUGGAGUCCAGUAACGAGCCCAGCCAGCGGCGCGUGAGAAAGUGGGGGUUCUCUCUGGACGAGGCCCUCCGCGACCCCGUGGGGAGAGACCAGUUCCUCAAGUUCCUGGAGUCCGAGUUCAGCUCAGAGAAUCUGCGGUUCUGGCUGGCAGUGCAGGACCUGAAACAGCGCCCUUUGCAGGACGUGUCGAGUCGCGCUCAUGAGAUCUGGCAGGAGUUCCUUGCUGACGGUGCCCCCAGUUCCAUCAACCUGGACUCCCAGAGCUAUGAGCGCACCAGCCAGAACCUCUCAGACCCCGGGCGCUACAGCUUUGAGGACGCCCAGGACCACAUCUACAUGUUGAUGAAAAGUGACAGCUACGCACGCUUCCUCCGAUCAAACGCUUACCAGGAUCUGCUGCUCUCCAGAAAGAAGACUGACAGUGAUCAGGGGCGACGGACUUCCCUGGAGAAAUUCACACGCAGUGUGGGAAAGUCCUUGACGGGCAAGCGGCUGACAGGCCUCAUGCAGUCUUGACAGGCCUGGGGCUAGAGUACAAGAAGAUACCCCAGGGAAAGGCAUCUGGUGUGGGGUACAGAGGGCCAUAGGUGGAGCCCUGUGGAAAAAUGGCUUGGGGCCCCCACACCUAUACCUCUACAUGCAAUACACCACUAAUACAGCACUACAAACCAGACAUAGCUGUCUUCAUACAUCUAUCAGUUAGAAUUUUCCUUGGAGUUUAAUCUACUGUAUAUCUACAUGUAAAAGGAAUAUGUCCUUUCUCUCGGAUCCUUUUAUAGAGCACACUAGGGCAGUAAUAGUUAUCAGUUCUGUAGAUGAAACAAUUAACUCUUUAACUGGUACACCAAGAAAAACCUUUUAAAAAGCGUUCUUCUUGGUGUACCAGGAAAAUGAUAUUACUCGGAUGAGAGGACCAUUAAUAGAUUAAUGCUUUAAUUGGUGAAUUUUUUAAAGAAUCAUAUUUCUUAAGCACCUUUUGUUUGUUUGUUUCUUAUAGAAAAGUUAAGGAACCUUUAAUGUCUUGUGAGACAUACAUAUAUCAGUCUUAAUAACCAAAGUUUCUAUUAAAAUGUUUUUGUUUUGGUGGCCAGGGGGUUGGCAUUAAACUCGCUCAAAAAAAAAAGGUUUUUAAUUUCAAAUUAUGUGGGGCAUUUGAAAAUGUAAUAUAAUCAUGUAAUUUUUUGUUUCAUUCCAUAUAAAUGUAACUGUAAACCUCAUGGGUAAGGCCCAUAACCAUUAUACAGCACGGAUUUAUUACAUCAAGUAUUCAGCACAGUACUGUUUGGUUACAUUACACCUUGGAAUUAUAUUUACUUAUUAACUGAUGGCAAGAGAUGUAUCAUGACCUAUAUGGACUGACAGCAGUGGGUUAUAGUUUUUAUCGGCUCAUCAUGUGUUUGCGAGCAGAGUGUGAUUUUAAAUGUGACGCCCACCCACGUUUGACAUUGCUAAUUUGCUUCAAGGCCGAUCCUGUCCACUGCAGGUUACAAGUAUCUUCAAGCUAAUGUGAGAGUGAUGAUGAUGAUGAUGAUGAUGAUGAUGAUAAAAAUGUCAAUGAUGACAUGAUAAUGACCAUUAUGAUGACGUUCUGUGAUACUUGGGUAAGUGUGCUGAGAAUCAUCUCUGGAGACAUCUCUCUUCUCUAGGCAGUCCAACCUUGUUCUGUGGGUUGUAUUGGAAAUGGUGGGUACUUGCUACUCUUACAAACUAAAAUCAGGUAGUUUUGAGUUGACAUGUGAUACCUGGUCGGUCUUGUGUUUUUUUCACGCUGGUUAAAGGACACUCAACGACUAACAUGGACUUUUAGCCAUGGCUUGAGACACCAUGAGGAUCUCACUGGAUCAUAAAAAUUUCAUUUCCAAAGAUGGCCUGGUUGUGACCAACCACAAGAGUAACUGGUGUUCUUCAACAAGCCCUGACUACACACCUGCUCUUACCUGCCUCACCCCUCUGGAGAACUUAAGCACCGCCUCAGGGGUUGCCCUCUGGUGGAGAACAUUGGAAGAAUGUACGUCAGAUUCAUGUUCAUAACGGAUUACCACUGCCAGAGACGCUGAGGGCAUAUUGUAUUGACACAGAUAGAAGACUUCCUUAAGGAUAUGACAUCAUUUGAGCAUUUUUUUAUUAUAAUUUUUAUUUUAAUAUGCUGUACAUAUGUGUUUCAUGAUCACCAGCCUCAUAGACCUGGCUAGAACAUAUAGAGAUGCUGUGUUUAUUCGAUUCCUCUGCACUGCAUAAAGACAGAGCGCUGUGUAUAUACACUUGCUAAUAGGUAAUUACUUAAUGCACCUCUGCACCUGGGGCACACAACUAUGCAUGUAGUAUAACUAAGAUAAUUCCUGCUUUUAGUUUUACACUCAGAGAACGGACCUAUGAAUAUAAUAACCUGUAGCUGCUAAAUAAAUGUCUGGACGUCA